Agelaius phoeniceus (red-winged blackbird) is the source of this 1935-nucleotide messenger RNA. It is a transcript of the gene IRF7, whose product is annotated as interferon regulatory factor 7. Lineage: Eukaryota; Metazoa; Chordata; Aves; Passeriformes; Icteridae. The record is from RefSeq and is a predicted model, not a curated record. Gene Ontology annotation, cellular component: nucleus. Gene Ontology annotation, biological process: immune system process; regulation of transcription by RNA polymerase II. Gene Ontology annotation, molecular function: DNA-binding transcription factor activity, RNA polymerase II-specific; protein binding; RNA polymerase II cis-regulatory region sequence-specific DNA binding.
CCCGGCAGCGGCAACUCCGCCCCGCCGGGAGCCGCGGCACUUUCACUUUCGGAAGGGACACGUGAUUUCCAGGAAAACGGGAGGGGCGGAUAAAGCAUCGGGAAAGAGGCGGCCGCCCCCAGCGCCGAGGUCACCGCCCGGCACGGCACGGCACGGCACAGCGGCUCUGCGGACGGCGCACCAUGGCAGCGCCGGAGAAGGAGGGGGAACCCCAGAAGCUGCGGUUCGGACCGUGGCUGCUGAGCGCCAUCGACAGCGGGAGCUACCAGGGGCUGCGCUGGAUCGACUCUGCCCACACCAUGUUCCGUGUCCCCUGGAAGCACAACGCCAGGAAAGACAUCACCAGCAGUGACCUGGAGGUCUUCAAGGCCUGGGCAAAGGUCAGUGGGCGGUAUGAGGAAGGCUUCGAGGACCCGGCCAAGUGGAAGACCAACUUCCGCUGUGCCCUGAGCAGCACCCACUUGUUCAAGCUGGAACAGGACAAUUCCAAGUGUGGUGAUGACCCCCACAAGGUCUUCUCCAUUGUCUCAGCCGCCCUCCAGGACAGCAAGGAUGGAGAUUCCAACAUUCCCAACCCUGUGGUGGACCAGAAGGCAGCACAACAGCAGCUGCAGCUGGAGCUCCACCCCCAAGACAUGGCCUCAGCCAUCGCUGUCCCAGAAAGCAUCGACCCCACAGAGCUCCCGAUUCUGGAGCAGCUGCUGCAGCAGUGUGACAUCUCUCCCCAUGACCUUGGCUCGCUGGCCCCAUCCUGGGUGCCCACAGGGGACACUCCCCACCAGGACAUUGUGCUCCAGCCUCACCAGGACACCCUGCUCCAGCCUUACACAGACACCAGCCAAAACAGCUGCUUCCCUCCCAUGACAUUUCCACAGUGGGUGCCCACGGUGGAGCAGCCCACCUUGGACACCUGCCAACCAACGGGCCUCAUGCCACCAGAGGAGACAGGGGCCAUGCCACCGCCAUGCCACCUGACGGAGGGCACGGUCCCCAUGCAGUACGCAGUGGAGGCGACGGUGUUCGUGCCCACCAUCAGUCCCGUGCCACAGCCACGGCCGCUGGUGGAUAACACAGAUGGCAACCUGGAUGUCACCAUCUACUACCGGGGGAAGGAGUCCCACCGGGAGGUGGUGGGGGGCAGCUGCCUGCUGACGUACCAGUGCCCCAGCCUGCCGUGCCCCUGGCACGUGGUGCGCUUCCCCAGCCCCGCCGGCCUGCCCGACAGCAAGCAGCGGCGCAUCACCCAGGAGGUGCUGGGCGUGGUGGGGCUGCAGCUGGAGCAACGCGCCCACAAGGUCUUUGCCACCCGCCGGGAGAAGUGCAAGGUGUUCUGGGCCUUGUCCCAGCAGCUCGAGGGGGUCGAGGAGCCCCCACCUAACCUGCUCUACCGGGACCAGGAAACGCCUAUCUUUGACUUCAAUAAGUUUUGCACAGAGCUGAGGGACUUCCGCAACGGCCAAAGGCGGCGAUCCCCUGACUUCACCAUCUACCUCUGCUUUGGGCAGGCCUUCUCCAAGGCCAAGCCUAAGGAGUCCAAGCUCAUCCUGGUCAAGCUGGUGCCCAAGUUCUGUGAAUACUGGUACGAGCAGGUGCUGCAGGAGGGAGCCUCCUCCCUGGACAGCCACACCAUCAGCCUGCAGCUCUCCAACUCCUUUGACCUCAUGGAGCUCAUCGAGCAGUACAACAUGCAGCUGGGCUGAGCCCUCCUGCCCCGCUCCCCAUGGCCCUGGCACGGGCAGCAGGACUACUGGGCAUCCCAGGCUCUGCAAACCAGCACCCCCCAACCCAAGGACCACUUCAAUGACCAGUCCUGGAGGUCACACUUUGCUUUUCCUCUCUGUCAGCUUCUAGUGGGUGUUUCUGUGGAGUGUGGUAAUUUACAGAUGUAUUUUCUUAAUUUUUCCAAGUCAAAAUAUAUAUAUAUAUAGAAAUACA